AUGAAGCGUCAGCGGGUCAAAGCUGUACCGAGCAGUAAUCAUGUUUACGUGGAGGAACCAAACACGGCUGAGUAUUCCGAUUUGCCACUGGCGCAACACAAAGCACCACCCGUCGAAAAAUGGUUAGAAGCGCAAAUACUGCCCGGUGAUACGUUGCAAGCUAUAGCGCUUCGAUUCAACUGUUCGAUACCACAGUUGAAGAAGUUGAAUAAAAUUGACAAGGACAACGAAAUCUACGCACGCAACGUGGUUCGCGUUCCGGUGACACCACACUCGAUACUGCUGGAAACACUUCCGCGUGUACACUCGAGCGGAAACAGUAGUCCGAAAAACAUCACACACACUCCACCGAACGCGAGCCAUCAUGUUCCCGCAGUUACGAAAGCUACGCUGGACGAAAAACUCAUUCUUGCGGCCGUAAGCAACGCCUCGAUUCAACCGAGCAGUAGUGUUGCUACACAAUUCCCAAAAAAGUCUUCCGGAAAACACAGGGACGUACGAUCGAGUGAGAUUGAACUUGAAGACUUGCACGGCGAAGUGGACUUCGAUAGUGAUGGGCUUUCAAGCCAACCGUUGCUACUCAGCGGCGAAUAUGACGAUAGUGUUCCACAGCCGCGCUCACUCCGGCUGCCGGCAAACGACUUUUCGUGCAAUGGAAGCGAUUGUGAUAUUUCCUGGAUUUGUUUGCUCGUCUUUAUCCUAGCGCUUUGCUUUGCAAUUCCACUUAUUUAUGUAGUGUAUGUGGCGGAACACAUAGACAAAUACCAUCACGAUAGUUUUAACGUUAACCACAGCUCCAAACUCUCAAACUGA
Molecule: messenger RNA, 813 nt
Organism: Anopheles marshallii
Lineage: Eukaryota; Metazoa; Arthropoda; Insecta; Diptera; Culicidae
Product: lysM and putative peptidoglycan-binding domain-containing protein 3
Exons: 3
Coding region: 1-813 (270 amino acids)
Source: RefSeq, a predicted model, not a curated record